Molecule: messenger RNA, 9518 nt
Organism: Spea bombifrons (plains spadefoot toad)
Lineage: Eukaryota; Metazoa; Chordata; Amphibia; Anura; Pelobatidae
Gene: MAP1A
Product: microtubule associated protein 1A
Exons: 5
Coding region: 375-9245 (2956 amino acids)
Biological process (GO): microtubule cytoskeleton organization; regulation of microtubule depolymerization; axonogenesis
Cellular component (GO): microtubule associated complex; dendrite; cytosol
Molecular function (GO): microtubule binding; actin binding
Source: RefSeq, a predicted model, not a curated record
GCCAAAGAACUCUACAGCAUCGGAGUGAUGUUCUUGAGACAGUAAUUCUGGUGAAUCCCAGUGCAGACAACAUUGUUAAUGAGGUGCGCUCCUUGAUAACAGAUUCAUCUGCUCACAAGCUACUUAUUCUGAGUGGACAGUACUUGGACCAGGAAGGAGAUUUGAUCCUACAAACUGGGACCUUUACAUCUCACAGAUUCAAGGAAGUGUUCAGUGACCCAGAGGUGUGCCAGCUAUUUAGUAACACUGAUCCCGAGAUCAAAGCUUCUCUCACAGUGUCUUGUGUGGAAGAAGGAGAGUGGUGUAACCUUGGGCAUUCCACUUUUCAGGAUAUCAUUGAUCUCAAGCUAAAUCCUGAUCCUGUUUUGCCUGAAAUGGAUGGGGUUUCGGAAUUUGCAGAUUAUGUCUCUGAAACUGUUGAUGUCCCUUCUCCUUUUGACCUGUUAGAACCACCAAACUCAGGUGGAUUCUUGAAGCUGUCCAAACCAUGCUGUUACAUAUUUCCUGGUGGCAGAGGUGAUUCAGCCCUCUUUGCUGUUAAUGGAUUUAAUAUCCUGGUGGAUGGCGGCUCUGAAAGAAAAUCAUGCUUUUGGAAGCUUGUCCGGCACUUAGACCGAAUUGACUCCAUACUGCUGACACAUAUAGGGGCAGAUAAUCUGCCUGGAAUUAAUGGACUUCUUCAGAGAAAGAUAGCUGAGCAAGAUGAGGAACAAUCUCAGGGUUCCACUGCCUAUAGUGACUGGAUGAGAAACCUAAUCUCCCCAGAGCUUGGGGUUGUGUUUUUCAAUGUUCCCGACAAACUGAAAAUGCCAGAAUCUAGUAUGAAAGUUAAAAAAAGCAUUGAAGAGGCUUGCUUGACACUACAGUACUUAAACAAACUUGGAAUUAAACCAGAACCUUUGUACAGGGUAGUAAGUAACACAAUUGAGCCCUUAACAUUAUUUCACAAAAUGGGAGUUGGUAGACUGGAUAUGUACAUUUUAAACCCUGUAAAAGACAGCAAAGAGAUGCAGUUUUUAAUGCAGAAAUGGGCAGGAAAUAGCAAAGCUAAAACUGGAAUUAUACUAGCAAAUGGCAAAGAAGGCGAGAUAUCUGUACCCUAUCUGACCUCCAUCACAGCUCUUGUUGUUUGGCUGCCAGCAAGCCCAACUGAAAAAAUAGUACGUGUAUUAUUCCCUGGAAAUGCACCACAAAAUAAAAUUCUAGAGGGUCUAGAGAAGUUGAAGCAUCUCGAUUUCCUGAGGUACCCAGUAGCUACUCAAAAGGAUAUGUCCAGUGGUGUAGGUCCAACCACUGGUAAGCACACAAAGAUCAAACAGAGGGCAGACAGCAAGGAAAGUCUAAAGUCCUCUUCACGACCAAGCACAGGAAAGCUGAGUAAGAAAGAUGAUAUUGCAGAGGAGCUGGCUAAGGAGGUCAAAGCUGACCUUGUGAAGGAAUCAAAGGUUGAGAAAAAAAUUAAGGAAGCUGUGGAUAAACAUAUUGACAGACCUUUAAAGGUUGAAAAAGUAAAAACUGAAACAAGUGAUUCUGCAAAAGCAGAAAAGAGGAAAAUGUUGAAUCAGAAAAUAGGAAAAAAGUAUCCAAAGGACAAAAUCUCCAAACUGGAAGAGAAGAAGGACAAAGAGAAGAAGGAGAUAAAGAAAGAAAAGAUAGAUAUAAAGAAAGACAAUUUAAAGAAAGAGGAAAAGAAAGAUACAAAGAAGGAAGAUAAAAAGAAAGAGAUAAAGCCAGAAGUUAAAAAACUGCCAAAACCUGAUUUAAGACCCUUUACACCAGAAGUGAGAAAAACACUGCACAAAGCUAAAAUUCCUAGCAAGAUCAAAACCGAUAAAAUAAAAAGUAAGUCUGAAAAGGAAAAUAAUGCAGAGCAAAAGGUUAGUCAAGUCCAACACACACAUGUGGAAAAGGAGCCACAGAUGAGUGAUAUUAUAGAGCAAAGAUCAGUUAUGUCUUCACCUGAAGAUCUUACAAAAGAUUUUGAGGAGCUUAAGUAUGAAGACAAAUUGGAACAAAUAACAAAAGGACUAGGCGAUACAAAUAUCUCAGAACUUGAAACUUCUGAGCUUAGGCCCUCUGCGAUUUUGGUUACACAAAGUCAUUUCAAAGAAGAGAUAAUUUUAGGUGACAUAACAUCAGAUAAGACUCCUCUUGAAUCCCCAGAUGAAGGUAUUACCACCACAGAUGUUGAAGGAGAUUCACAACAUGACGAGAAGCCAAUGCAUCAUACGGAUGAUGCUUUAGAAAUGGUUGAUGAAGGAGCAGCUAUGGAUGAACCACCUGAAAUGGCAGAAUUUGAUGAAGAAAUCAUUACGGAAGAAGAAAAUGCUAGCACUCCUGGAGUAGAGGGACAGGUACCUGAAAGAAACAGACUGGAGUCAAUGCCAACUUUGGACAUACAAGAUUUGGAAACUGAUGAAGAUAAAGAAAAUGAAUUAGUUGAAAAGGGAAUAUUAGACAGGAAUCAGAAAGAAGAAAUACUUGAAGAACAUCAGGAUUAUCUUGGUAAAACAGCAACAGAAGAUGAGAAAGACAGUGAAAAAAAUGUCGAGGUAGUGGAGAAAGCAGAUGUAGAAGAAAUGGAAGAAUAUGCUGAAGAGCUGGAGGCUGAGCACAAGGUUGAUGAAUACUCAAGCGCUGAGAACGAACAAGAAGAGAACAUUUCUUGCGAUUUUACAAUGUCGGUGCUACAGAAAGAGACAGAAGUGGAGAAGUAUGGAAAAGAAGCAUUCAAGGAUGCCACCUACCUAGCAGGGGUUCCCAUGUCAUCUGGGACUACAGCUGAGCACAUAUCUUAUAUACAAGAUGAAACAAUGCCUGGUUACUCAGAAACCGAGCAAACUAUCUCUGAUGAGGAAAUCCAUGAUGAGCAAGAGGAAAGGAUACCCCAUUUGCAGUAUGAUGUAGCUAGUUAUGACAUUUCUGUCCCUGACCACCCUGGAUCCUUUGAUGCUAUACAUGGAAUUAAAGCCAUUUCAUCUGAGGUUUCUGCCAAAGGUUAUGAAAUGCAAACACCUGAAAUUGUAACUUAUCCUACAAACAUUGUUGCAGCUCCUCUGGCUGAAGAGGAGCACAUCUCUUCAGCAACAUCUAUAACUGAAUGUGAUAAGCUUUCUUCUUUUGCUACAUCUGUGGCUGAAGAUCAAUCUAUUGCUUCUAUCACAGCACCAAAAACUGAAGAGACAGGAAAGAGCUCUUUAGUGCUAGACACAGCAAACAGCAUUCCUUCUUCCCACACAGAGGCAACCCAAGGUGUGGAAUACUUGCCAUCAGCGGGCACAAUUUCACCAACUUCUUCCUUGGAAGAAGACAAGUGUUUUAAAUCUCCACCUGCAGAUGAUUUCCAGUCAGUGCUUACGCCUGGGAAAGUUCCUGACGAAGAGGUAGAUGAAAGUCCAAAUUUUGAAGUAUCUUGUAAAGUAAAUUAUGGUUCGCUUAUCUUUUCUGAACAAACAGACCAGGGUUUGUCAUACACAUUUAACACAGAAAUGAAAAUGGCUACUGACUUUCCUUCAAGUGAAUACGGAAAGGUGUCGCAGGCUGAUUCAAGCUUUGGUGAUGGCGAGGAAAGAUGCUUAAGUCCUGAUGACAGUACCAUCAAAAUGGCUUCUCCUACACAGUCAGGACCUACUAGCACAGGUCACACACCUUUCCACCAGUCACCUGUGGAGGACAGAUUUGAAACUACCCAAGCAGAGCUUUUUGAAGCAGCGGACAUACUAAAACAUGACAAAGAAAACAAAAGUGAACAACAGCCUCAAUAUGACACAUGCUGGGAAAACAAAGUACCUUCUAGAAUUGAGGAAGAUAUUACUGAGACAGAAAAUAUCUUAUCAAUGAAAGGGCAAGAAUUUACAGAUGAUCAUUUGGAUGAAGUAGAAUCACAAUCCUCCAAAGAAAUAAUUGUAACUAAAGAAGAAACAUUACCAUCACAUUCUGCAUCAUAUAUGCAAUUUGAAAAAAUAAUUUCCACAAGCGAUGUUUCUCAUGAAGAUUAUACAUCAGUAGAUAAGAUGGAAUAUGAGGAAACUCAGAUGGAUCUGUUUCGGUCAGUUUCCCCUAAAGAAAAGGAUACUAAAUAUGGUGAUUAUUCAAGAGAGAGUACGACAAAAGAUGAUGCCUCAACAGAAAGUUCAAGCCAAGACAUUUUCCUUGGUGAUGCAAAGUCACUUUCUUUCACGGAACAGGGAAAAGAAGAUGACACAUCUUUACAAAUGUCUUUGAUAGAACAAAGCCCAGUUGUACAUGAAGUAUAUCAAGGAAGUCCAACAAAAGAAAACUUUUUAGACAAUGACAAAUCUCUUCAAUUGACUGAUCCUGAUUUGAUGAAAGAUAUAAAAUGUACAACUGGGGAAACAUCACCAGGCUUCGAAGAAUCUUUGUUGUCAACUGCAGAAAGCCUUGCAGAAGAUCAGAGCCAUCUGGAGCCUUUUGAUAAGCAUGCUCAAAAUCAAGUUCAGCCUCUAGUUCCAGCAGAAUAUAGUUAUGGUGAAGAGAUAUCAGCAACAGUAUUUUUGCAAAAAACACCAGAAGACGAUGCAGAUUCAUAUAAUUAUAAAGAAACUAUCUUGGAAGAAAAAAGGUUAGGUCAUUCUGCCUCAAGCCCAGACAACUCAGGGUUGGUUUAUUGUGCAGAAGACUUGAAGGAAACUGAUUCACUAGCAAUGCAGUCUGUGGAUGAUCCCUCCAUAUCCUUCCUAAAAGCAAGUCAUAUCCAGGAGACAUAUCCACUUGCAGAUGACUCUUUAUAUUACAUGCAAUCAGAAAAUAUUAUGGAAAACGUUUUGGGGCAUGGGAAGGAAACAGAAACAUCAAUGGAAGAAGCUUUUAAAGAACAUGAAGUUAUUGAAGAACAAUCUGUUGACGAUGAAAAUCUUUCUAUGAUACAGAUGAUAACUUCUGAAAAGAAAGUCUGGUUCACAGAGGGUUUACAGGAAAAUGAAAGAAAACCUGCUUUAAAGGAAAGCAAACUGCAUUACACAGAGGAGGGAGAAAGCACUUUUCUCGAUGAUAGUCAUGACUGGGAUACACACUCUAUUUUGAAGCCUGAUGUCUCAGAACAAUCAACCCCUGAUCCGGCAGAUGCAAAUAUACUGAGUACAGAAUAUGCACAUUUCCAAGAAGAUAAAGAGGCAGAAUAUAUGCAAAAGUCAUUAAACACAUCUGAUGAAACUGAGGCCUCUGAAUUUAAGACAUCACCACAGUUAAAUGCAGAGUAUCCUUCACCAGAAAUUGAUGUACUUGAAAAACACUCAUACGUAACAACAUCCUCUUCACCCUCUGAUAUUUCUUUAGAAAAGCCAGAUAUAGAUAACUUUGGCUCUCUUAACAAAGACGGCCUCAUAGAAAGCAAAAUUUCAGUAACACCCAUUGAUGUGAAAGGUUUCGGAGAAACAAUGUUUGCAGGAGAUUAUGGUAACGAUAAAGAAAGUGAGUACUCUUAUUCAAAAUCUUCCCAUGACACACCAGAGCACUCGUGUGAAGUUGAUGCCAUUGACAGCAAAUUCAACAUUCAGUCAGGGGACCUUGUGAUCAGUACUUUGGACAAAUGUGAACAUUUGUUACCUUCUGAAAAACCUUUCGUACCCAAGGAACAAAUAUUAAGCUCUGACUCCAUCACUGAAGAUGUAGGAGCAGAAUAUGCAAAAAAAGAUGAUAUGAAACAGGAAACACAGUCCUAUCCUUAUGUCACAGAUCACACAGAGCAAGAGUAUGUUGAAACAACUUUCGAAGGCGAUAAUUCAGUGCACAAAGAGAAUAUUGACUUCAAUCUUGAAGUUCAUUAUGAGAGUAUAGCAGAAGAGCUGCCUUCAAAUUGUGACAAAAAAUCCUCCCCUAGUUCACUAGAUUACCAAGCAAAUACAAGUUUAACUACAUCAUACAGCCCAUUUGAACUAUAUUCUGAUGAGAAGGAAAGUUACGAGUCCACAAGAAAGGCUAGGGUUGAAGAAAGAGAACCAACACCUUAUCCUGGUGAUAAAUCUUUCCAAUAUGCUGAUAUUUACGAAAAGAUAGUGGUCUCUGGAGUGCUGCAUGACAGUGGCAUUUUGGAGGAGGUGGAACCAUCCAGUGCUAGUUAUUUGGAUAAAGAGAAGACUGAUGUUUUAUCAUUAGAAACAGAAAAGUUAUCCAAAAAGGAACUUCAACAGCAGAUAUCUUCUAAGGAGGAAGAAUCACAUUUAUAUACCUCAGCCGAAAAAGAACUAUCUUCCCCUAUAUCUCCCAAAGACAAAGGCGAUUAUACCAGAUUUGAAUAUACAGAAAUGGAGGAAAAAAAAUCUCCUGCUGUAGAAAGGGAUGACAACCUAGAUAUUUCAAGUGUAACAGAAAAGGAGGAGUUGCAGAUAGAAGCAACCCAUAAAUGUGAAAAAUCAGAAGAUGUAGAUGAUCAUUUUACUUCACUGUCAGACAGGACAGAAGUGCAAGAAAAGAUAGAUCAUAAUAAACAAGAUACUCUAGUGCCCUAUAUGAACCCAUCACGUAAUGAUGACAUCACUUUCACCAGUCAGGAACUUAACCUAAUGGAAUCAAAGCCACUUCAAAUGAAAGAGUCAUAUUAUGAGAAAACAGAGGUAGUAGAAGAAAGUGCAAGUGACUCAGAGUUAGAAAAGGGUGCCAAAGAACAAUCUGAAAAGGAAAUAAAGAGCCCAGGUCCAGAUAUAGGAAAGACAUAUGAAGAGCAACCUUGUGACAGCUUUUUACAAAAGGAGAGAAACGACUUUUCAACAUAUAGUUUAUUUUCUGAACAAAAAAAUCUACAUCCUGAUGAUUUUGAUGUUCAGCACCCUAAAGAGAAUGUAGCUCGAUUUGUAGAACAUGCCACAUUUAGUGCAGGGUAUAGCUUCCUAGAAGAUGAGCAAAAAAGAGAAGAGAGUGGUUCAGAAUAUUCAUACUACCCUCUCACAUCCAAAACAGGUUCUACAAAGGAAGCAGACAAAUCAUGGCUCCAAACAAAUUACCAAGAAUCACAAGCUGUUACAGACUCUCACAACACAGAUACCUUCCUAGAAAGUUGCCUUCACAGCGAUACAGACAAACAAAAAAUAUCUGAUGAACUGGAUGUUAAGGAAUCCACUCCAGAUUUUGAAUAUUCAUCUAGUGUUACAGAAAAGGAAGCUUCACCAUACCAAGAACAUUUUGAACCAAUGUCAAUUACAGAUGUCAAAACAUUACAGUCAGACUUUAUGGGUAUGUCCCAUUCAAAAAAAGACCAGCAGGAUGAAUACCUAGAAGUUUCUGAAAGGGUAUGUGACUUGGAUACUUCCCUGACCAGAUUCUCACCAAUAAGUCCAUCAGAGGAAGACCCUUUGUUUUCUAAAAUUCCAGGUCAGCAAUAUUCAAAGAAAGAAUACCUUAAGGAUGAUUCUCAUAGUUUCUCAGAAUCUUCUUCUGAGGCUAGCACCCCUGUAAAAAAAGACACUACAGACAGCUUUUACUCUCAUAUGAUUACAAGUCACACAACGGAUACAGAGCAGAGUGCCAGGAAUUUGUGGGAUGUGUCUCCUCUUGUUCCUGCUCAGUCCACAAUGCCUUCUUUACCAGCUGAAAAAGACACUGCUGAAGAUCAAGGUUCCACUGGGUCAUAUGAUAUGGAUGAUUGUACAUUACCGUGUAGAGUAGAUUGUAAAACCACAACUUGCACAUCAAAUUAUGAAAAAUCCAGUAGUACCCAUGAGGAACUAAACAUGGCAGAUGGUACAGUGGCAAUGCAGUCGUUUUCUAAUGUUCUAACCUCUUUUCCACUUCAUCAACAAGAUGAUGAAUCCACAGAAAAUGGUCCUACAGAAGUUAACACUAGCCCAGAACUAUUUAAAGAGACUCAGUACUUUGAAAAGGAAUUCUUCUCUGCCGGUGACUUAAGAGAUGAAAAGGCAUCUCCAGAUUCAGAAUCCUCUGCAUACUCCGAAGAAGAAACUGAAAAGCCAAACCGACCUUCUUCUCUAACAUCCCCAGAACACACAUUCCAGCCUUAUUUUCCAGAUUCACAAAGACACGGAGGAAGUGAUGAUCAUGGUGAUGCCUCUCAUGAGAUUGAGCCAUGCUUGGGAACAUCAAGUCGGUAUGAGCACAAUGUAUCUUCAUCUGAAUACACACACAGAAAGGGGGAUCUUUCUCCAUCUUUCAUCAACCCCAGUCCUCUUGACUUUUCAGAUGACAGUGAUGCCUCGCAAGAUGAAGGCCAUCCUUCAGUUAAAGGAAGAACACAUCGCAUAACUACAUCUCAGGUUCAAAGUGCUACUGUUGAUGAAACCCCUCCAACUUCUGUCAGCGAAUCUGGAACAUCGAAUUCAGAUUCUGAUGUUCCACCAGAAACUGAAGAAUGCCCCUCCAUAACAGCUGAUGCAGCAAUGGACUCAGAUGAAGAUGCCGACUUUCUCCCUGUGGACAAAGCAAUGGGAAACUUACAUCAUAGCAGCACAAGGCAAAGCCAUGACCCAAACCCAACUCCUAUGAUGGAUCCUUACCCUCAUCCGCCUCAUCCUGAUGUCUGCAUGGUAGAUCCUGAAGUGUUAGCCAAUGAGUUAAACUUAAGUAAGGGAGACAAAGUCAUCAAAAAGGACAUUAAAGAGAAAACCAAAGGAGUCAGGAAACCUUUAACAAAACCUAAAUCAUUAUCACCUGCUAGGAAGCUAGAAUCUAAAGGAAAACGUUCCCCAACACUGUCAAAACAAACAUCCAGGGACACCGAAAAACUACCAAAAAGUCAAACGUUGAGGAAAGAAAAAGAAGCAACAGAGAAGCAGCAGAAGCCAAGAAGUCCAUUACAGACACAUCCAUCUAGGGGAGAUGACAAAGAUGAGGUUUCAAGAACCAGCUUCGGUAAUACUAACAAGUUGGGCAGUGGCAUCAAAUCAACUUCAGCCAGCUCAAAAUCAAGUUCUACAAUACCUCCGGGACUCCCUGUAUAUGUGGAUUUAGCAUAUAUUCCCAAUCACUGUAAUGAAAAAAAUGCAGAUAUGGAGUUCUUUAAAAGAGUUCGUGCAGCAUACUAUGUUGUAAGUGGCAAUGAUGCGGCCAACGGAGAGCCAAACCGGGCUGUGCUGGAUGCACUUUUGGAAGGGAAGUCACAGUGGGGGGAGAAUCACCAGGUCACAUUGAUCCCAACUCAUGACACUGAGGUGACCCGUGAAUGGUACCAACAAACCCAUGAGAAACAACAAGAAUUAAAUAUAAUGGUCCUUGCUAGUAGUAGUACCGUAGUGAUGCAAGAUGAAUCCUUCCCAGCAUGCAAGAUUGAGUUCUAAACGUCCACAUCAGCAGUGUGUCCAUCAGCAUGUAGUGUUUAGAUACAUGUCUAGUCAAAACUCAGAUCUCUUCAAGUCAUCGUUCAUUACCAUAGCAUCUGGAAUUAUUUGUCUUCCAGCAACAUUGGCUGGUUGGACAUUUGUACCAUAAUUUUACAAUGUUAAAGGUCUCAUGAUUCCGUUGUCCAGACAUUUAACCGCUGCGUUUCAAAGACAAUUCUGCACAAAAUAUUAUUACAUGUAGAAUUACUCUUGACAAUUGAGAACUCAGUU